Molecule: messenger RNA, 2504 nt
Organism: Anolis sagrei ordinatus
Lineage: Eukaryota; Metazoa; Chordata; Lepidosauria; Squamata; Anolidae
Gene: TROAP
Product: trophinin associated protein
Source: RefSeq, a predicted model, not a curated record
UCUGCUGCUUUAUGAACUGGUGUGGAUGGAUGCAAAGCAACUGCCUCGGUGGAAGAAGGGAGUGGAGAGAGAGAGAGAGAGAGAGAGAGAAAGAGAGAUCUGACCAGGUACUACUACUGACAGAAGAAUCAGGAGAGUUCUUCUAAAUGGCUCACAUUGGGAAGGAAAACCAGCAAGAAGCCUUGCCUCCCGCAGAUCAGGCAACAAAAGAGAGUGUUGUGCUUGCGGCAAAUGCCUUCAGCAGCAGCAAGAUCCCUGUGCUAUCCAAAAGCAGGCUGGCACCCAAACAGCAGACAUGUGUAUCCAGUGGGAAGAGCAAAGCGAUCAAGGAUCCAAAGGUGCCUCACACCAAUUCAGCUCCUGCUGUUGGUGGAUUGGAACCGGUGGCCGCUUCGUUGCCCAAAAGCCUUUCCAGAGAACCUCUGGGGGAGGUACAUCUCAGCACAUCUGGUCACAGGAAUGAGGGCAACAGUUGUGCUGCCGAAAGAGAAGGCAACAGUGGCAGAGAAGGAACGGGCACAGAGGAGUUUGUGCCUGAUGUUGCAGCUCUUGCCAGCAUCUUGUCCAACACAGGGCUGAAUAGCCAGAUGAUGAAUGCAACCCACAAGCCCAGCCUGGCACGAAGAGUCCCUUUAAGAGGAAACAGAGCAUGCUCAGCCAGCAUUGGGACUACCCGAGGUUCUCUAUAUACAAAGUUUUCUUCAGGGAAUCCUGUUCGCUUUUCCUGUAUCUCCAGAUCAACUUCAAAAGAGGCAGAUCUCUCAAAGUCCUGUAGCCUUUCCAUGAACAACGAACAGCUUAAGACUUUGUCAAGUAGUCUCAAGAACCAGGGCCCCAGGAAGGAGCUGAUUCAGCGCAGACAUCCAGCAGAGGACCAGAGAGUGAUUAAGUUUGCACAUCCAGCAGCCAAGCCCAUUGCAGAAUGUAUGAGCAGAGUGACCCAGGAUGAUGAUCCAGUUCAAAGCAACUCAGCUGGGACAAAGGACGCCACAGGAUCAUCAUGGAAAGAUGAAGAGUUUGUACCAGACCCAGCUGCCAAAGCCAGCAUCCUCUCAAAUGAAGGUUUGAGUCGUUUUGCCAUAGGGGCCAAUGGCAAGCUGAGCAUGGCCCAGCGGGUGCUGGUGAAAGGUCCUCAGAAGACUCCUGUCACUUGUGGCCGCACUAGGGGCGAAAGUGACUUUUUCUUGGGGUAUCGUACUAGAGCAUCUUCGAUUGGAAAGUUUGGCCGUGUGUCUUGUCGUUCUCCUCAGGGUCUUCAAGGUCUAAAGCAGUCAUUGGCUUCUGGAGCCCAGCUAAUCAAUACACCUGGCAACAGAUUUACCUCUCUUGGCUGUUCAUCCUAUACUCCAGCGAGGAGGGUUCCCAUUACCUGUCCACAAUCCUUGCAUCGCACUCCUUGGACAUUUCGCCGUGGCCCUCUUCCCUUCUGCCAUAAGAACAUGAAGGUGGGUAUCCAACCUCCAGCAGAAAUGGAGCAGGGGGAGAUUGCUAUGCGCCUCUUCGAUGAUGAUGUGGAAGCGUCAGCUAAGAAGGUGCCUGCUGCUUCCGUGAUCACACCAGAAAUGGGGAAGCUCCAGUGUGUUGAGCUCCUUGCCCAACUCUUAUGCCGGGAGAUGAAUAGUGGUGAUGUUGAUCAGGUGGUUGCCCCAUCACUGAAAGAACUACACAAUCUGUUGUCUGCUCAUUGCUCACCUGCUUUGGAGACUGAACAGUCUACCUCCUUCAGCACACCUUCCCAGGACCCUACAACAAAUAUCUGCAAGCCUACGCCACUGCCUGAGGUUGUGGUAGCUCCUGAGACAACACUCGCCACCACUUCCAGCCAACAGCUCAGCUGCCCAACCUCCUGCAUGCCUUUGGCCCAGCGUCCCUCAUCCAGUACAAGUCGUUCAGACCACUUCAAACAGCGGCGGGCUGAUCUCCUUAAUGCACCUCAGCGCUUCCUUGAGGCCUGCCUAAAUGACGAGUGUGCCUUCUACACUGCCCGCGUCAUGUCUGCCUCACGGCCUUCCGUGCCACGGUGUAAGGAGCCUGUGGCACAAACACUUGAGGCUCAUGAUGCCAUGCACUUUAUACCCAUCUCUGCACCUCUAUCCCCUUUGGAGGGAGGAGAUAACCCUGCAACCUCAUGAAGAUCUCAUAAGACUAUUGACAUAGAGAUGGUGCACUGAAGGUCAUCUUCACCAACACGGUGUUUUGACCCAUCUGCAGCUGCUGCCCCUUUGAUUCCUGUCUCUAGCUCCCAGUGAACCUCGCUAUGUUGCUGAAGCUCCAAAGGGCACAGUUGCAGGACAGACAGGAGCUGGAAGGCCUCUUCAUAACUGUGAUCUGCCCUAGAAAGAAGUGCCUGGUACUUGUGGGAAAUGGACAACCAGCCUCGAGGAAAGGGUGGCUCUUGAAGUACAAGGUCGUGCUGCAGAGGAGUAGACAUACUAAUGCUGUAUUAACUGCAUAUACAUACAUUUUUUUAAAAAGAAUAAUUUAAUAAAUUUUAAUAAAAUGUU